AUGAAGGACUCCAUCCCUAUUCCUCACGAGUGGUACCAGCCAGGGGACCUCCUCAUUGGUGGGACUGCUUUCUUGAGUCUUUACCAUUUCCAUGAACUAACCUUCGAUGGCCAUCCUUCACAGGAGCUGCUCAAGGUACCACAUAUGUUGACAAAGUUCUACCAGCACGUCCUUGCAUUGGUGUUUGCAGUAAAUGAGAUCAAUGAGAACCCCAAGAUCUUGUCCAAUGUCACUCUCGGGUUCCACAUCUAUGACAGCUACAGUGACCUGAGAAUGGCGUAUCGUACAACUAUGGAUAUGUUGUUCAAACUGCAUAGAUAUUUUCCAAACUAUGAAUGCGACACCCGGAAAAACCUAAUGGCUGUCAUUGGAGGACUCGGCUCUGAUAUCUCCUUAUGCAUGGCAAACAUCCUCCGUCUUUACAAGAUUCUGCAGCUCCCAUAUGGCUCAUUUGCCCCCAAGGAGAGGGAUGCAACACAAGUGACUUCAUUUAUUCAUAUGAUUCCUAACGAAUCUCCUCAGUAUAUGGGGAUUAUCUGGUUGCUUCAGCAUUUUGGAUGGAGAUGGGUUGGGCUCUUUGCUGCAGAUGAUGACGACGGAGAACAUUUCCUGCAGGUACUGGAGCCAUUGCUGUCCCGGAAUGGGAUAUGUUUGGACUUCACAGAAAGAAUCUUAAACCGAGAGCAUUUGAAUUCCUUUCAUGUUCUUGUAGAUUCAGUCUCAAAUAUAUAUGUGCCUCUCAUUGACAGCAAAGCCAACACAUUUAUCCUCUAUGGAGAUACAAAGACUAUUGGAGCACUUAAUACUUUGCUGCUAAUAGGCAAUCUGAAAUACAAGGAAAUCACCUCGUUUAGGAAGGUGUGGGUUAUGACUGCCCAGCUGGAUUUUGUAUUAUCAGGCCUUCAAAAGGGAUGGGAUUUUGAGUUCUUCCACGGUGCCCUUGUCUUCAGAAUUCACUCAAAGGAGCUUCUAGAAUUCCAGAAAUUUUUUCAGGACAUCAAACCUCCUGGGAAACAAGGAGACGGUUUCUUCAAGGACUUCUGGGAGCAAGCAUUCGACUGUACAUUUUCCAGUGCCAUGGAGCCAAUGGAUGUUAAUGAUUCAUGUACUGGGGAGGAGAAACUGGAGAGCCUCCCUGGGUCUGCUUUUGAAAUACACACAACUGGCCACAGCUACAGUAUCUACAAUGCUGUCUAUGCCAUAGGGCAUGCUUUGCAACUCAUUGACUCUUCCAGAUCCAAGCAGAGAUUGAUGACGGGUGGUCAAAGAGCUGAACUUCAAGAUGUCUCGCCUUGGCAGAUCCGCCCGUUCCUUCAAGGAAUUUUAUUUAAUAACUCAGCUGGUGAAACAAUAUCUUUUAAUGAUAACCGAGAAAUGGGAGCUAGAUUGAACAUAAUGAACUUUGUCACUUUCCCAAACAAAUCCUUCAAGAUGGUGAAAGUUGGAAGAGUGGAUCCCAGUGGUGUGGAAGGGAAAGAAUUCAUGAUUCAUGAGAAUUUGAUUGUCUGGCCAAGAAGUUUUAAUAUGGAGGAUUGUAUCAAAUGUCCAGAAGAUCAGCAUCCAAGGACAGAAGGUGAUCGAUGUGUGCCCAAGACUCUACAGUUUCUGUCUUAUCAAGAAAUUUUAGGGAUCACUUUGACGGCUGUUGCUCUUUCUUUUUCCCUGAUCACAUUUUGGGUUCUAGCAGUUUUCAUCACACACCAAGAUACCCCCAUAGUUAAGGCCAACAACCGCGAUAUCACCUACGCUCUCCUCAUUUCCCUCUUGCUGUGCUUCCUCUGUUCCUUGCUCUUCAUUGGACGACCUGGGCAGAUGACCUGUUCCAUCCAACAAUCUGCUUUCAGUAUCAUCUUCUCAGCGGCUGUUUCCUGUGUGCUGGCCAAAACCAUCACUGUGGUUGUAGCUUUCAUGGCUACCAAACCGGGAUCCAACAUCAGGAAAUGGGUGGGGAAAAGAUUGGCCAACUUCAUUGUCCUUUCCUGUUCCCUUAUCGAAGCAGCCAUUUGUAUCGUGUGGCUGGGAACCUCUCCCCCGUUUCCAGAUUCUGACUCACAUUCGCUGACCAGGGAGAUCAUAGUUCAGUGCAAUGAAGGAUCCGCCGUCCUGUUUUACAUUUCCUUGGGCUACUUGGGACUUCUGUCCCUCGUCAGCUUGAGUGUGGCUUUCCUAGCCAGGCAUCUGCCAGACAGCUUUAAUGAAGCCAAGUUCAUCACCUUCAGCAUGCUGGUAUUUUGCAGUGUUUGGGUGUCUUUCAUUCCAACUUACCUGAGCACCAAAGGGAAAUACAUGGUCGCCGUGGAGGUCUUCUCUAUCUUGGCAUCCGGUGCUGGGUUACUGAUCUGCAUCUUUUCCCCCAAAUGCUACAUUAUUGUUUUGAGACCUGAGCUGAAUAAUAGGGAACAGCUAAUUAGGAGGAAAAAAUAUUAA
Messenger RNA from Eublepharis macularius, 2427 nucleotides. RefSeq names its product vomeronasal type-2 receptor 26-like. Lineage: Eukaryota; Metazoa; Chordata; Lepidosauria; Squamata; Eublepharidae. The record is from RefSeq and is a predicted model, not a curated record. The transcript has 5 exons. Bases 1 to 2427 code for a protein of 808 amino acids. Gene Ontology annotation, biological process: G protein-coupled receptor signaling pathway. Gene Ontology annotation, molecular function: G protein-coupled receptor activity. Gene Ontology annotation, cellular component: membrane.